Messenger RNA from Mauremys reevesii (Reeves's turtle), 4599 nucleotides. It is a transcript of the gene BDKRB2, whose product is annotated as bradykinin receptor B2. The record is from RefSeq and is a predicted model, not a curated record. NCBI's taxonomy places the organism in Eukaryota, Metazoa, Chordata, Testudines, Geoemydidae. Gene Ontology annotation, molecular function: bradykinin receptor activity. Bases 175 to 1308 code for a protein of 377 amino acids. Gene Ontology annotation, biological process: neutrophil chemotaxis; immune response; smooth muscle contraction. Gene Ontology annotation, cellular component: membrane. The transcript is spliced from 3 exons.
CUGACAUCUAAACUCCCAUCAGCUGGGACAGAAGGAGGACCCCUGGAAGCCCGGCAUGUGAUCACUCGAAACCAUCUCAGACUCAUCCAGCAGGACUUCUGUUCAGGAAUGACCAGUUGAUUGGCAGUCGUCCACCAGUCUGACGAGUACAUUUAUGGCAUAAAUCUCAGAGAAAUGGAUUCCAUCACAGCAGAAAAUAUUUCCAGUGGUAUGACUACCUGGAAGCUUGGAAUCAAUCAGUCUUUUUCACACAACACAUCAGAAAACAGCAGCAGCUCUACCUGUAUUAGUUUGGAUGCAUGGGAUUGGUUAUAUACAUUUCAGCCUAUGUUCCUCUGGGUCAUUUUUGUCCUGGGAGUGAUAGAGAAUGGCUUCGUCCUCAGCGUUUUGUGUUUCCACAAGAGUCGCUGCACAGUGGCUGAAAUUUACCUGGCAAACCUGGCAGUUGCCGACUUGAUGUUAGUUUGCGGUUUACCUUUCUGGGCCAUUAAUAUCGCUAAUAAGUUUAAGUGGCCUUUUGGCACUUUCCUUUGCAAGGCUGUCAAUGCAAUCAUUUACAUGAACUUAUAUUCUAGCAUUUAUUUUUUGAUGAUGGUGAGCAUCGAUCGCUACCUGGCCCUGGUGAAAACCAUGUCUCUUGGACGUAUGCGACGAGGUACAUGUGCCAAAUGGAACAGCCUUAUCAUCUGGGUGUCUGCAUUACUCAUAUGUUCCCCUGUUCUAGUGUUCAGGUCUGUCGGUUAUGUGGAAGAAAUCAAGGACACAGCCUGCAUUCUUCAUUAUCCAUCCACACACUGGACAAUUGCAACACACAUUUUGCUGAAUACUGUGGGCUUUUUGAUCCCACUCUGUGUAAUUACCUAUUGUACUAUUCAAAUAAUCAAAGCCUUACAAGACAACAAAAUACAAAGACUCACAGAAAUCCAAACUGAGAAGAGAGCCACCAUCUUGGUCCUUGCUGUCCUUUUGCUGUUUAUCAUUUGCUGGCUUCCUUUCCAGAUUACCACAUUCAUUGACAUACUAAUUCAGGUAGGCAUCAUUUCUGACUGCAUUACUAAAGAUAUCAGUGAUUUGGUGACCCAGGUAGCUACAUACUGUGCUUAUAGCAACAGCUGCCUUAACCCAGUAUUGUAUGUCAUUGUAGGCAAGCAUUUCAGAAAGAAAUCCAGGGAACUCUACAAAUGCUGCCUGCCUAGGAUAUGCAACAAAUCAGAGUCCAUCCGGAUGGAGAAUUCUUUGGACACUCUGAGAACGUCCAUUUCGACUGAAUGCCCAAAGAAAAAGUCUGCUUCUUCAUUAGCACGAUAGCACAGUUUUGCUUAUUGCAAAGUUACAAGAAAACCUUUCAACAUAUCAGUUCCUAAUAUCCAUCUAUUAUGGCACCCCAUUGUGUGCCCUGGCUGCAUUCAUUAUGCAUGAAAGCUUGGGGAGCUGAUCUCAAUACAAAACUCCAUGUAGACACCUAUUUCUACCAGCUAAUGGACAACAUUUUUCAUGACUGAAUCACAUUUCAUGAUAUAUUUAUAUAUUCAUGGCUGAAGUAUAUUUGACACACUAUCUUUUUAAAUAUUUAUAUUGCUAAUGAAGAUAAGUGUCUGAUGUCAGAAUAUAGUUCUCUAAGUAAAGCCAUGUUAUAACAGCUACUGUCAGUAUUAUGAAGCUAAACACCGUACCCAUACAUUUGAAAGAAUACAUUUUUAAUAUAAGGAACAUUUUCAAAUGAGACUAUAGUGAAUGGAAGGUCUUAUAGGAUCAUUAAGAUCCUAGAAUAUCAUGGUUGGAAGGGACCUCAGGAGGUCAUCUAGUCCAACCCCCUGCUCCAGGCAGGACCAAUCCUCAGACAGAUUUUUGCCCCAGAUCCCUAAAUGGCCCCCUCAAGGAUUAAGCUCACAACCCUGGCUUUAGCAGUCCAAUGCUCAAACCACUGAGCUAUCCCUCCCCCCUUUCAAUUUAAAUUGAUGUUUAGUGUCCACAUUAUUUUCCCCCUUUGGCUAAUAAGGUGUUCCAAAUGCUCCAAUCCAAAAAUUGCUGUUUACGUGAUUGCCAGGUUAUACCUUUUGGGGAUUGCUCUGACUUUGGUGGCAUGGAAUGGAAUGGAAUGUAACCCUCUAUUCCGUAGAGUGGGACAAUUUCUUGUCUUUUACAUCUGUGUAACCCCCAGCAACAAGGGGUUGCACAGGUGUAACUGAGAGCACAAUUUGGGUCAAUGAAUGUAGCUGACAAUGUAGAAUGUAAGCUGUUCAGGAGCAAAGACCUGUAUUUUAUACCUGUCUAUAAAGAAUAAUUCGCAUCUGUGGUGCUGUAUAAUUAAUACACGAGAAUACAGAUUAGACAAACAUGGGGCAUACUCAUAAAAAAUUAAAAACAGAAGUAUAAUGGAGAAAACCAUACAAUGACUGCCUUUGAAAUCAAACUGAUGGUAGUGGAAGAUCUGAAUGAUUAAGAAAUGCAUGAGCACAUUCUUUAUCAUGUAAUAUAGGCGAUAUCCGCACUGUUGAGUUAACUUAGCUACAUGAGUUAACUUCUCAUGAGUAAGCCUAGCUCAAGUGAGAGCAGCCACACUGCAAAAUGAGUCCGGAGCUGCACAGAGUGAUUGUGUUAGCAGCUGCUGAAUUGUGCUAACACUGGAGAUGAGUGCUCAGCCCUUUGCAGAACUGGGCUCUGGACAUUAGAGUACAGCUGAAGUCAAUUGAUGACACUCAGCCUUUUUCAGUAAGUGCUCAACAGCUUGCAGGCUGAAGUCCUUAUGCAGUAGCUAAUGUUAUUUACUCAUAGGGAGCCAAGAUGCAUAUUAUGAAAAGCAUAAGUAGAGUGGCCCUAAAUUACAGUGAAAGCAGAGCAGGUUCAAAAUUUUCUGAUGGAAAGCUUUUCCCUCAGAAUAUGCCUUUUUUUAUAAACAAAUGUAAAACGCGCUGUGGGAAUAUGUCAAUUCUGACAAAAUUUCAUUUAAAAAAAUUUAAACUGUUUCAAGAAGGGUGCAAUGCAAUAUUUUCAAUUUUUUGUUUCUUAGCUUAUUGUUUACAAAUUUAUUUUGUUUGAUAUUUUAUUAUAAACCAUAAUAUAAUAAAAAAGUCAAAAUCAGACUGAAAUGUUUCAGUUUUACCAAAACAGAACUUUUUGACUGACUGAAAACAAAUUGUUCUUGAAAAUUUCAUUUCACAGGAAAUAUUGAAAUGCCAAAAUUUCCCAUGGGAUGGCUAUACCAAGUUCGGACUAGCUCUAAAUGAAAGAAUACUGAAGGACACCCUAGCCUUAUAUCAAAAUAGAAAGUUUUCUUCUCUGAUUACCUUCUUAGAUAAAAGGAGAAGCAGCAUGGCAGGUUUGUGAGAGGAAGAAUUUCCAGAGAAGUAAGAUGAGGAAUAAUUUAUGCAGAGGUGGGAAAAAUUAUUAUUUUUAAAACAACAGGAAAAAUGCUACCCCUUUUUGAACCUUAAGAACUCUUUGAGAUUGGGUUUGUUUCUGGUAAAAUAAGAACUUCCCUGAACCUUUGCCCAAAACUUGAAUCAUUUUGGCCAUCUCUAAUGAUAAGAAAAAAAUAUUUCUGGGUUUUUUAACAUCCUCACUGACAUCACUAAAGACCACACAACUUUCUGCCAUAAGCCUUUGGAAACCAUUACAGUCUAUCAUGUUAAAGCAGCAUUAGUGGGGUUGCUUAGAGAAAGUGAAGGCAGAAUUUUGCCCAUAAUAACUGCAGAGCCCUAUUAUCAUCUCAAUAAGCUUAUGUUUGUUGUCCACCAAGUUCAUGGAGAAAAACAUUAGCAGGAUCAACACAGUUUUACUAUUGGUCAUAUAAAUAAAAGCCAUGAACAGUACAUAAUGGGCACAGGACUGGGAGUUCUAUUCUAGGCUCUUACACUGUCUGUUUCAGCUCUUAUAUAGCCUCUGUUACCACAGUAUUUGAGCACCUCACAAACUUUCAUGUAUGUAUUCUCACAACCUUCUUGUGAGAUAGUACUUCUCUGUCAUCCCAUUUUACAGAUGGAGAACUGAGGCACAAAGAGGUCAAGACUCGCUUUUUAUAGUUAUUUAGGUGAUGUUCUGCUCAGCAUUGCAAGUCCUGAGUAUCUUAGCCAGCUAAAUUACCUCAAUGCUGGGCAGAGCAACACCUACAGAUCUUUAAAAUCUGGGCCUACAUAACUUGUCCAAGGCACUCAGGAAAUCUGUAGCAAGAGCAGCAAAUUCACCCUGGGUCUUCCAAGACCCAGGCUAUCACACUAGUUACUGGGCUACCCUUCCUGUCUAUAUACCAUUCACUCCUUGUGUGGUUUGGGGCCAAUAACAUAACCUCUCUGUUUCUGCUUCCACAGCUGUAAAAUAAGGAUAACAUUUGUUUAUUCUCUCAUUGGGCAGUGAUUCAUAUGCAUUAGUUAAUGUCUGUAAGUCACUAUAUAAAAGUGUUAAGUAUUAUUAUUUCUCAUUUAAGUUCUCAGCCAUUACUGUACAUUGACACAUGUAUGUGUAUGGAAAUCUAAGUAAGCUAAGAACUGUGUUUGAAAUUAUGUAUGUAUGCAGGAAACUUUGUUUUACUGGGCAUAGAAUAAGUGAUCCAAUUGUCAAGUUGAUUUUGAAGAGGAUCUUAAUAAAGAACAUGGUAUUGUC